UUUUAUUAUUGAUAUUACUGGUCUUCUUCUUGCAAUUAUCACCAUCAUUAUUAAUAUUGAAAUAACUUGUAAUUAUCGCCAUCAUUAUCAAUAUUAACAUAAUUGUCAUUAAAACAAAUAUUUUUCCUCUUUCCACAAUUUAUUUUCUACUUUUGCUUUAUAAAACGCCCUGUACCUGUGUUCGUCGCCAUGCGUCAUUGUGCCAGGUGAAGUAGAUAUCGCUCAUUUUAUUCACUCUAAGAACCUAAGAAGGAAUUUACAUAAUAAUUGGCAAAAUCGAAGCGUCGUAGAAGUAUGAAACGAUAAUGAAGACGAGAGCCACAAGGGUGCCAAACACCAGGUGCGGGAUAUACGAGUAUAUAUUGCGGUAGAUGCCAACUACAUCUGAGUGAGUGGUAGGCAGUCAUGGGGCGAAAAGAUGUUCUCUUCCUCUUCGUGGGGCUCCUACUCAUCCUCGCAGGCGUGGGUGCUCAGCGAUGUGAUGUGAUCAGUAUCGUCGAGAAGUCCAGUAACAGUUAUGCCGCAAAAUUCACAUCUCAGACCGAGUUUCCCUUCGUUGGCGUCAACGUCGUGUUCACCUUUGACCAUCCCGUGACCUCCGUAACCAACCACAACGGCAAGUCCGAGAUGAUAGACGACAUGCACGUCAGGAUGACUGACGAGUACCUCUUCGUGGAGACUGGCGUCUUCGUGCACUUUAGCUUUGAGGUGUUCCACUCCGGCGACACUCAGCCAGAAGUUAUUGCCGUGGACCUGAACGGACAGGACGCCUGUGACGGUUCCAUUACGUGGACAACGGACAUCCCCUUCAUCAACCCAUGCGAGGAAACUGGAAUGGCACCCUACGACUAUGCUCAGGCACUGUGCAUGUCUUUCUUGUUCUACGAGGCACAGCGCUCAGGAGUCCUGCCGCCCGAUCAGCGCGUCAAGCCCUGGAGAUGGGACUCCGCCCUCAACGACGGUGCAGACGUGGGUCACGAUCUGACUGGAGGCUACUACGACGGCGGUGACCACGUCAAGUUUGGCUUUCCGAUGGCGGCGACCACAACCUUGCUUGCGUGGGGACUCAUCGACUUCCCAAUGGGUUAUGAACAGACAGGUCAGACGGAGUACGCCAGAGCGGCGGUGAAGUGGGCCACGGACUACUUCCUCAAGGCACACACUGCUGAGUAUGAGCUUUAUGGACAGGUCGGUAAAGGAUUGGUAGACCACGCUUUCUGGUGUCGCCCCGAGGACAUGCUGAUGGAGAGGCCUGCGUAUAAAAUCGACCGAGAACAUCCUGGCACGGAGCUUGCUUGCGAGACAGCCGCCGCCCUCGCCGCAGCUUCCAUUGUAUUCAAGGGUGUGGAUGACAAGUACUCCGAGGAGCUCCUCGAAGUGGCCAGGGAACUAUAUGCAUUUGGCGACGAGUACCGCCUCGAGUAUCACCUUUCCAUCACUGACGUCACGGAUUUCUACAAAUCAUUUAACGGGUACGGAGACGAGUUGCUCUGGGGAGCACUUUGGAUGUACCGCGCCACAGGGGAAGAAGUCUACCUCAGUAAGGCCCAGGAGGUGUGGGAUGAGUUCGGCUUCGACGAAGAAAUCGGCGGGUUUGGUUGGGACGACAAGAGCGCAGGUGCUUAUGCUCUCGGCUCAAUGAUGGGCGUCGAGAACCCUCAGUACACGGCUUCCCUCAACGAGUAUUUGAGGCACGUUAAGGAAGACUUCCCAUACACCCCUGGCGGUCUGGUCUUCCUCGGCAUGUGGGGAUCCAAUCGACACGCUGCCAACGCUGCCUUCCUGGCACUCUGGGCGGCCAAAUACGGUGAUCCCAACGAACGGGAGAGCCACGUGGUGUGGGCUGCCAGCCAGAUCGACUUCAUCCUCGGAAGCUCCGGUCACUCCUUCGUGGUGGGCUUCGGUGUUGACCCGCCGAUACGUGCACACCACCGUGGCAGCUCGUGUCCCAAUCCCCCUGACUCGUGUGCCCAAAAUAACUGGGGAUACGAACAACCAGGACCCAACCCACACGUCCUGCACGGCGCCAUUGUGGGCGGCCCCGCGGAGGACGGCACCUGGCAGGACGACCGCAGCGACUAUGUGCGCAACGAGGUGGCGUGUGACUACAACGCCGCCUACACGGGCGCACUGGUAGCCAUCAUUGAGAUGAAGAAUUAAAUCAUUCUCUCUCUCUCUCUCUCUCAUUACUUCAUAUAUGAAACUGACAGUUUUCUGAGCAAUAACAAUCUGUAUAACACCAGCAUUGUGUUUACAAAAAUAAAAUGACUAAACUA
Scylla paramamosain (green mud crab) is the source of this 2276-nucleotide messenger RNA. RefSeq lists its product as uncharacterized. The coding region runs from base 406 to 2160 and encodes 584 amino acids. Lineage: Eukaryota; Metazoa; Arthropoda; Malacostraca; Decapoda; Portunidae. Gene Ontology annotation, molecular function: hydrolase activity, hydrolyzing O-glycosyl compounds. Gene Ontology annotation, biological process: carbohydrate metabolic process. The record is from RefSeq and is a predicted model, not a curated record. The transcript has 15 exons.